AUGUGCAGGCCGCACCUGCUCCAGCCUGGGCACAAUUGCCCUUUGAGGAGACAGGAAGCCGCUCUAGGAGCGGAGUUGGUGGUGGGGUUGACAGAAGCCAGAGUGCUGCCUGGGUGGUGGAAGCAGAAGACCCAGGUCGGGGCUGGAGGUGGCUUGCACAGCCCUUGGCAUCUGCGAGGCCACUUCCUGUUUAUCAUGGGAGCCCCGCGUGCCCCCGCGAGGACGGUGCUUUUCCGGCGCGAGAGGACCGGCCUGACCUACCGCGUGCCAGCGCUUCUGUCCAUACCGCCCCGGGCCAUACUGCUGGCCUUCGCGGAGCAACGGCACAGCCCCGACGACGCCCACGCGCACCGCCUGGUGCUGCGGCGCGGUGCACUGGCUGGGGGCGCCAUGCGGUGGGGUGCCCUGCGUGUGCUAGCAACAGCCGCCCUGGAGGAGCACCGUUCCAUGAACCCCUGUCCUGUGCUGGACGCGGGCUCGGGCACCAUCUUUCUCUUCUUCAUCGCGGUGCUGGGCCACACGCCCGAGGCCGUGCAGAUCGCCACUGGCAGGAAUGCGGCUCGCCUCUGCUGUGUGACCAGCCGAGAUUCAGGCCUCACCUGGGGCGGCCCGCGGGACCUCACUGAAGAGACUCUGGGAGCCCAGGUGCAGGACUGGGCCACCUUUGCUGUGGGCCCGGGCCACGGGGUCCAGCUGCGCUCAGGUCGCCUGCUGGUGCCUGCCUACACUUAUCGUGUGGACCGCCGGGAAUGCUUUGGCAAGGUCUGCUGGACCAGUUCCCACUCCUUUGCCAUCUACAGUGAUGACCAGGGCCGUACCUGGCACUGCGGGGGCCUGGUGCCCAACCUGCGUUCAGGCGAGUGCCAGCUGGCUGCAGUGGAUGGUGGCUUCCUCUACUGCAAUGCCCGGAGUCCCCUGGGCAGCCGUGUGCAGGCACUCAGCACUGAUGAGGGCACCUCCUUCUUGCCUGCAGAACUUGUGCCCACCCUGGCAGAGACUGCCCGGGGCUGCCAGGGCAGCAUCAUAGGUUUCCUAGCCCCUGCCCUCAGCAAGCAGGAGGGGCCAAACCCUCCCUGUCUCUGUCCUAGAGUCCAGGAUCCCAUCAAUAGGCCCUUCUGCCACCCACAGCCCUGGAAGGACAGCCAGGAGCAGCCUGGCCUAGAGCCUGGGCUUGGAGAUGGGGAGACCUAUACUCCAAUGCUCUCCUUGCCCUCUGUGGUCCCAGAACAGAGCUCCACAUGGCUGCUGUAUUCUCACCCAGUGGGGGAAAGAGCUCGGCUCCGCAUGGGCAUCUACCUGAGCCGGUCCCCCACGGACACCCACAGUUGGACAGAGCCCUGGGUGAUCUUUGAAGGCCCCAGUGGCUAUUCUGACCUGGCAACCCUUGGGUCUGGGCCAGGGGCAGCCCUGGCCUUUGCCUGUCUAUUUGAGAGUGGGGCCAGGGCUUCCUAUGAAGAUAUCUCCUUCUGCAUGUUCUCCUUGAGAGAGGUCCUGGAGAAUGUGUUGGGGGGCCCCAAGUUGCUCCAUCGUGAGGGCAAGCCCUGGGAGCACUGCCGGCCCUUCUGACAGGCCCUCUGCAGGCACCAAGGACAAAGGGUUUGAUUAGAUAGAGGUGAGGAGUAGAAGGCCACACGAUCCCAUGAUGGACAGAGCCCUGCACCAGUUUCUCCAUGGGUCACAGAGGUGAUCUCAGUGGGGGACCUGCUGCUCUAAGAUGUUCAGGAUGGAUUGCUCCUCAGGAAAGUGGGGAGGUUUGGACCUGGGGUGCUGCCCAAGUGGCUACCACAAUUCUAGGGCUGAGCAGUGGAACCUCAUGAGCCUAGGGUAUUCCCUCACCUGUGGCUAGUUUUCUCUUAACGUUUGAUCUCUGGCUACUUUUUGGCAUAUGAAUGACGAAUAAAGGGAUUGUGCCUGUGUCCAAGUAAACAUUUCUUUCCACAUCAAAGCUCAGGGAAGGUCCAGUGGUCCAGAGUGCUUCUCUAGCUUCUGCCCCAAGCCCCCCUCACCUUAACUACACUUCAUUCCCCAAUGCUUGGGGCAUGUGGCAGAGGUGAGGAUGGGAUGAGGGAAGGACAUGCGGCCUCUGUCCACUGCCUCCUUGGUGCCAGCCCUGUCCAUGUGGUAUUGGCUGAUGGGCAAGGUCUGCACAGCCUUUGAACUUCCACCUGCGGAGCGGUGGGGUCCAGGGCCCUGAAAGAGAGCUCCCUCAUCCUGCCUGGCUGUACCUCCCCAUCCUGUGGGGACAUAAGGAACUGGACAUGAAGACAGUGGCACUUCCCCACCCUGGAGAUGGUGUUGGCUGUGGGGCUAUGUCUUCUCCUUUUAAAGUUGUAGUUUCUGAUUAUAAAAUAAUAUCUAUAUUAUCAUUGCACAAAGCUUAGCAAGUGUGGAAAGCUAUAAGGAGAAAAGUUAAAAUGGUCCCUAGGGACCCUUCUUCCCUAGAGCUCCCCUUAGGCUUCAGGAUGUUCCCUACAUUCAGAUGUUCACCUGGCUUAGGUGUGCCUUGUGGAUCACACAUACCCUCAAUCAUUUCUUCACAAAUACCUGCCAUGUGACCUUUGUCCAGCUGUGAUCACGUGUGAUGGCUCCUUUGGGUGUCUCUGGGUUAUUCACCUCCCUAGGAUGCCUCUCACCAGGGUCUUUGUCCCCUCCAAGGAGAGCCAUUUUUCUGGAUCUGUAUCUUAUUCCAUCCAGGAUGCUCCAACAUA
Molecule: messenger RNA, 2708 nt
Organism: Fukomys damarensis (Damara mole-rat)
Lineage: Eukaryota; Metazoa; Chordata; Mammalia; Rodentia; Bathyergidae
Gene: Neu4
Product: neuraminidase 4
Exons: 4
Coding region: 1-1566 (521 amino acids)
Biological process (GO): oligosaccharide catabolic process; ganglioside catabolic process
Cellular component (GO): lysosome; cytoplasm; membrane
Molecular function (GO): exo-alpha-sialidase activity
Source: RefSeq, a predicted model, not a curated record